Messenger RNA from Pristis pectinata (smalltooth sawfish), 657 nucleotides. RefSeq lists its product as uncharacterized. The record is from RefSeq and is a predicted model, not a curated record. NCBI's taxonomy places the organism in Eukaryota, Metazoa, Chordata, Chondrichthyes, Rhinopristiformes, Pristidae. The transcript has 7 exons. The coding region runs from base 1 to 657 and encodes 218 amino acids.
AUGGACCCCAGUGAUGGUAACUUGCCUCGGAACAAUUUUAUUAAUACUUCUGUAACUCGAUACAACAAGGCUAAUGUCUACCCAUGGGGUAUCAGUGAAAUAACUAGUGUUAACCGAGGAGAAAACAAGCAGAAAGAUUAUUUUUCCAGAACUUGUUCUGAAGAAACGGACUUCAAACUUUAUCUGCAGUUUAAAAUUCUUGACCCAUUUGAAGCUAAGAUUAUGUUUGUGAAGACUGGCAAGUAUGAAACUGGUGCUUUUGAAGAUUCAAAGCCACAUGAUUUCAGACAGUAUGAGAAUGAUGUUCCGAACUUUGUGACCAGUUUUGAUAGAGAUCCAUUUAAUUUGAAAUUUGAAUCAAAGUACUUAAACACAGUUCACGAACAUCUCCCGAAGAUUCAGCAAAAGAAGGGUUCAAGCACUCAGAACUUUGAUACUUACAAACCUCAAGAGCUCAAAUGGGAUUCUCGGCUCAUUCUGAAGAAAGAAUUCUGGCUACCCAAAUCAGGUUCCUAUACGAGGCACAAAAGGCAUCGGGAUGCAUAUAGUGCCUUCAUGGACCGGGUAGAAGAAAAAAUCACCAAGCUUUGGCAAAAGGAGCAAGAACUGCAGCACAGACAACCCAGCAGGAAACAAAAUAGUUCUGUGGUACCAUAA